GCUUCUGCUGGUGUCCUCGGCGCCGGCACAUCAGAUUCUCCUUUCGAGAGCCUGGGCGGGAGAGGCUGACUCGUUGAAGCUGUAACUCAGAAAAGAUAGCCAUCCAGGCCAGGUGCCAUUACUUUUGGUGGGCACACAUCUGUGCAAAGACCAGGAGAAGUCUGGCAGUCCACUGGCAUUCUACCUUAUGAGGGGUCACAACUCUUCAUGCACUUCAUGCAUUGUGAUCAGAAAGUGGAUCUGAAAAUGAAUAUUAUUGGUCCUCUGGGAACUGGGAAGACCUCUCUUUUGAACCAGUAUGUACACAAAUGGUUCCGGAAUGACUACCGGAACACACUGGGAGCCCAUAUACUCUCCAAAACCAUACAUGUGGACCAUAAGUCACUGAAGCUACAGAUUUGGGACACAGGUGGACAAGAACGAUUCCGCUCCUUGGUGUCCUCUUUCUAUAAAGGCUCAGAUGGUUGCCUUCUGGUUUUUGAUGUCACAGAUAUGGAAUCCUUUGCAUGCCUUGAGACCUGGAGGAAUGACUUCAUUGACAAAAUCCAGUCACCUGUUAUUAGUUUCCCUAUGAUCACGCUUGGAAACAAGAUUGACCUAAAAGAACGUCAGGUCUCAGAGGAAUCAGCUAUUUCCUGGUGUAAAGAAAGAAAAAUGCAGUAUUUUGAAGUUAGUGCUAAAGACAACAUUAACGUUGAUCUGGCUUUUGAGACUCUUGCCAAGAAAGCUUUAAUGCAUUAUCAGGAAUGUAGAGAGAGUUGUCUAACGGACUCCAUCAAAUUAUCUCCAAUUGAGGACUCUCCCAGCAGCUCCUGUUGUUGACGAAUCUUGGAAUAAUAUAUACUAUAUUUAGAAUCUGUCUAGGCUGGAUUUUAUACAAGAACAUAAAGUAAAUGAACAUUAGUAGAAUCAUCAAAAAAGAAGUGGAUGAAUCUAUCUUGCUGAGAAAGAAAGCAACUUUACACACAUUAUGAAAAAUAACUUGGUGUGCAGUAUCUGCUGUGAUCACAUGGACUAUAUGGAGAUCAAGGACACUUUGCAGUUGAUAUAUACUGAGCACAUAAUAGCCAAUGUUACUAUAGACCUUUCAGAUGACAUUAUACAUGAUGCAUUACAUGCAGACUGGGUGUGCUGCACACCCCCAGGAUCAUCAGAGCAGUUAACAAAUCUUAUUUUUUUUUAAUAAAUCCCUUUUGAUAAUUUAUAACACACUUUGUAUACUGAGGAUUACAAGAAAUGUCAGGAGCCACUAACAGUUGACAACUACUGUAUAAGUCUGGUGCAGAGAUGGGCAUAAUGGCAAUGUUUUAUGCAGUGGAGCAAUGUUUUGCCAGUGUGCAAGCAUCUAAGUCACACUGCACAUGUGUCGGGAUGGGCCUGCAACAUCGCCCGCAGUGAGGAUUUAUCCGUAAAGUGACUGACAGGGAGCUUUUGUGGAUGUCAACGGGAGUGUCAACAGACGUUUUGCGGCCACUUCAAGGGCGUGUCACAGCUUACUCAGAAUGUCGAUUAUUGGCUGAUGUUUCUCCCAUUUCUGCAUCUUCAUACAGAAGCAGUGGAUCUGAGAUGGGCGUCUCAAUACAAAUCCUGAUAACUGCAACAUAUGUAUAUUCGCACACCAACUGCAUAUGGGAUCGCUGCUGCGACAGCAUUUACGUUCAUCUCUGAAUCAGACCCUGUGUAAUUAUGUGAACAAUUGCAUUGCUAUAAUGAGUCAAUACUAAAUGCUGUCUGUCUCGAAUAUUUUCAUUGAGGCAUUAGGUGCACAUUAGAUUGGCAGCAUGUACUGCUCUGCAUACAUCAGCCUGGGCAUUACAUACAGUACAGCUCUGCGCUUGGGGCCUAAUUUGAUGUGGAAGCAAGGCAGUAAAAGCACUCACGUUUGUUAAUGGCACAAAGCAUGUUGCAAUGUAAGGGGAAUAAAUAUAUUAAUAUUG
Molecule: messenger RNA, 1937 nt
Organism: Pseudophryne corroboree (corroboree frog)
Lineage: Eukaryota; Metazoa; Chordata; Amphibia; Anura; Myobatrachidae
Gene: RAB7B
Product: RAB7B, member RAS oncogene family
Exons: 7
Coding region: 208-822 (204 amino acids)
Biological process (GO): phagosome-lysosome fusion; endosome to lysosome transport
Cellular component (GO): late endosome; phagocytic vesicle; lysosome
Molecular function (GO): GTP binding; GTPase activity
Source: RefSeq, a predicted model, not a curated record